Malaclemys terrapin pileata is the source of this 6557-nucleotide messenger RNA. RefSeq lists its product as uncharacterized. The record is from RefSeq and is a predicted model, not a curated record. NCBI's taxonomy places the organism in Eukaryota, Metazoa, Chordata, Testudines, Emydidae. The transcript is spliced from 4 exons. Bases 5522 to 6211 code for a protein of 229 amino acids.
CACCCGCCUGGUUCCUGGUACCAGCACAGCUACAACACUGAAAACAAAUAUUUUAACAAGAGCAUUCAGGCUUCUAAAGUUCUAAAAUCUGUUUUCUUCCUGUGUGUACCCAGGAUUCUGUUGUGUCAAACAGGGCUGGCUCUAGGCACCAGCACUCCAAGCAUGUGCUUGGGGCAGCACUUUCCAAGGGGCGGCACUCCGGUUCCUUUUUUUUGCUUGGGGUGCAAAAAGCCAGGAGCCGGACCUGAGCGGAGUAUUUUAGAUAGGAGUGUUUCCCAAUCUUUGCUGAAAGGCCUUAAAGGAGGAGCAAAAGAUGACGGAGAAUGAAAAAAAAAAAACAGAAAAGGUAAAGAGGAGAUACGAUGGAUACAUAUUACUGAUUUAGCACUGAGAUACCUGACUUUACAUCUUUACUACCACUAUAAUCAGACAGGAAUAUAGGAAUGUGUGACAUUAUACAAGGCUUUUGUUUCACUAGAAUUUUUUCUUCAAAGCCAACCUAUUUUCACUUCCUCAUCGGAAAACUUCAAGCACUCCAGGAUCCUGCUGUUAAUUCUGGAGAGAGGUUUAGGGAUAUCUGGGUUUGACAUUCCAAUAACAAGGAUCUAUAUAUAUCCUAAGCUUGGAGUCAAUGCAUGCACAUAAACCCUAAUGCAUGAUGGAAGUAUUUUUUUAAACUGCUCUAUACCUGUGCAGAAUAAUAGACUCCUGAAUGUCACAAGACCAGAUUAAGGACUGAAUCUUGCAGUUUGCUGAGCACCCUUAUUCUGAUUCAACUUGUGCUUACCUUCUUUUCUGGAUCAGGACCAGAGUGUGCAGCAACUUCCAAGAUGGUCCUCAAAUUUUUCUACGUAUUGCUUUAGAAACUCUACAUUAUAAAUACAGCUUACAACACAGCGAACUGAAUUCAAAAUACCAUACUCCUUGCAUUACUACUACCGUGCGUUAGCAUGGAAAUUACUUGUGCGGGGAUAGUUUUACAUUGUUAGGUCACUGGAUGCCAUUGGCUUUAGCAGCUGUACUGUAGAUAACUCUGGAAAACCAGAAGCUGUGCCAACUAUUUUCAGUUGAGCUACAGACAUAAUAAUAAAGCAACUCACUUAUGAGAAAGAAAAAAAUAAUUAAGAAAUAGAACAGGAAGUGCAUCACUGAUGUUUACAGUAGAUCUCCAUGAGUUUCUAUAUGCUAGUGAAUCUCUGUAGGGAGCCAGGGUGGCCUCCCUCCAAACCAGAGAGUAAAGAGCCACUCUCUCAGCCUGAGUGGGUGGGACCAGGCCAAGCUUACUCCACCCCCCGGAAGGGGAGGGGGUGGAACAGAAAGUACAAAAGGCAGGGCCUUUAGCCCAGCCAGGGCUGCACCAGGGAGGGAGACAGACAUAGACUGCUGGCUGUUCCCUGCAGACCCGAGCCAGGGGAGGCCCUGGACCAGGGGAAACCUGACCUUGAGGAAGGACUCAGGCUACCAGGACUGCUGGCCGCAGAGUACCUCGAGGAACUGGAGGAGCCAGGCAGUGACCCGAACCAGAGCGAGCCUGAUACUGAGGGUGAGCUGGAGCUACCGGCGGCUGAAUAUCCCGAUGAGCUGGAGGAACCAGAGGGACCCACUUGAGAGACCAGGUGGAAGGAAAAUCCUUGUCUUCUACUUUCACUGAAGGUCUGUUGCAUUUCAUCCUACAAAAGAAGGAACGUCUUGCUCCAGAACAAAGUCGCGAUGGCCCAGGUGUUAUAUCUGUUUUAACUGGAAGUCCAGCUGCAUGAAACAAAAAAUUAAACUCAGUAAACGUUGUCUUUACUAAAAUUCAUUAAACUACAUUCUCAACUCUCCAGUUAUUUUAGUAAUGUCUUUGAGGGGAGAGUAAUGUGCUCAGAAAAUUUCAUGGCACCUCAAGUUUAUUUUUAAUGAUCAGAUUAUAUCCGAUGCUGAGUUGCUGGGAUUCACAUAGAGAUGACACAAAUAUUUCUUGCUCCUUCAGAAGUUAAGAAGGGCUAUUUUGUUGCUGUAUGUUUAUUUAUUGAAAGAUGUGUUAACCAGCCAAGCAGACAGCAUGCAUAAAUAAAAUAAAAUAAAAUAAAUAACCUGGCUGGAUAAUUUACUUGUGUGCCCACUGUCAACAGUGGUCACACUGGGUAUAGGAACACCAACCUAGAAUUAAGGGGUCCCAAAUAUGAAAGUCAGAGAAUUGUUGCAAAAACCUACAUUGUCUUUGCAAUAGGUUUUGUGAUUCCUUUGAACUCUAUAACUGUGCAGUUAGCCCAGAUGCUACAAACCAUUAAUAGGGCCUGUGGUAAACUUACAAGAUAUGUAUGGCAUUUGGGACUCCUUAUUUGAGAGCUUGGUGCAAAACAGGCAUAACUCUAUUAAUGUCACUGGAAUUGUGUCUCCUUACACCAAGGCUGAAUCUGGCCCUCAGAGUUCCUGGCAUCCAGACUUCAAAAUAAUACAUGGGCCAAGAUCCUGAUAAUGUGAGAUGUUAACAGUAUAUAUGGUGUUUAAAUGUUUUCCAGUGCAUACUGUUAAUGGCUACCCCAGGAAUUUGGAAACUUGACACUUCACAAAAAAAGCAAAUUAUGAGCUCAUACUUUGUCAUGUUUUUAUAUAUAAAUGUGGCAUUAAAGUGGUAUAUGAUGUACAUAGUAUCAGAUACAUUUAAAUGAUUUCAAAAUCUCUCUCUCUCUCUCUCUCUCUCUAAAUACUCAGGAUAUAUGAUACUUUCAAUGGAUCAGCAUGUUCCUGCAAACAUUUAAGCAUAUGAAUAUCUUUGUGCCUCACAAAAAUAAUUGGCCUUGAUCCUGCAAUCACAGAAGUUAUUUAUACAUGUGCUUGCGAGGAACAUAGACUUACUUGGUCAAAUUUUCGUAAGUGGCUUCUAAAUUUACAGCUGCAAUUUUGUGUGUGCAAAGCACCACAACUGAACAGACAAAGAUAAUUUGCACACGAGGGAUCCUAUUAAUUUCCCAUCGUCAGAAACCACCCUAAUGAACUUGCAUGUGUUGCAAAGAGACUAGAUCACCACUUUAAAUAGGAAAAUUUGCUUAAUAAAACAACUUUCUUAAAAGUUAACCAGAUCACAACAUUUUAAAGCAAAAUGGUCACCUGGUUAUAAAACUACUUAUCCCAAAAAGCCAUAGGCCUAGGGUCAGAGUUCACACUACUCUGCCAAGUGCAAGAAGCUGCAGCUUCCUGCCAUUCUUCCAUUACAAGGAUUUCCAAUCUACAAAAGAGGACAGCCAGGGUUAGUAGUAGCUUCCUAACUCACUGGCCAUAUUGCUGUAUAAAACAAACACAAAGUUCACUAGCUACCACUAAAUUCAGGUACCUUUAACUGUAUAAAAAUCAUAUAUUAUCUGACUAUACUAUCUAAGCUGGAUAAAUGUUAUUUGUAUUGUCAGUUUCUUUCUCUUCCCAAGAAACACGUCACUCCAAAGGUCACAAGUCCUUUCAAAAAGAUAUAGAAAUUUUGAAACAUCCCUUACUCCCUGCCACAGAGUUGUUUCAGGAUUACUCCAGAAUACAUUCCCACUCAAAAAGGGCUUCCAGUCAACAAGGAACAAACGAGUCAUCCACACUGUUUAAUUACAUGAACCCAGCCUCAUACACGGGUGCUUCUUCAGUAGGACAAAGGGUGUGUUCUUACUUCCAGUUAACUAAUAAGAGGUAAAAUCCUAGUAAAGACAAUGUAGUUUGUAGUUUUCACGUGAGUUGGCAGGUUCAAGUGAACUCUAGUUUCUACCAUAGUGUUCAACUCGACCUGCUAACUCACGUGAUAACUACAGACUGCCUUGUCUUCUUUAGGAUUUUACCUCAUGUUAGUUAACUGAAGUUUACCAACAUGUGGUAAAAACACAUUGUUUUUCUUAGCAAAAACAAGGCCUUAAUGGCAAUGAAUUCAUUUCCUUGAAUAUGCAUUUCUUCCCUUUUCUGGGCAGUUAUUGGAUGCUACAGUUUAAGCUGGCAUUUAGACCACGAACAAGUUGGUUAAAGGCCCCUGUACCUAACAGAUAAUGUGAAUAGAUUAAGAAAAGGAAAAUCUUAGGCUGAAUAUCAUCAAGAUCAUGCUGACUGCAAGAUCUGUUUUAAUGAGGAUUGAUGCUAACAGCUUCCCAAUCACCACAUCCCCCCCCAAACCCUUUGAGAGGUCUGUCACAAAGAUUAAUAAUGACCUGAAUCAUAGAAUUGUAGGACUGGAAGGGACCUCAAGAGGUCAUCUAGUCCAGUCCCCUGCACUCAUGGUAGGACUAAGUAUUAUCUAGACCAUCCCUCACAGGUGUUUGUCUAACCUGUUCUUACAAAUCUCCAAUGACUGAGAUUCUACCACCUCUCUAGGCAAUUUAUUCCAGUGCUUAACCACUCUGACAGUUCGGAAGUUUUUCGUAAUGUCCAAUCUAAAUCACCCUUGCUGCAAUUUAAGUCCAUUGCUUCUUGUCCUAUCCUCAGAGAUUAAGAAGAACAUUUUUUCUCCCUCCUCCUUGUAAUGACCUUUUAUGUACUUGAAAACUGUUAUCAUGUCCCUUCUAAGUCUUCUCUUCUCCAGACAAAACAAACCCAAUUUUUUCAAUCUUCCUUCAUAGGUCAUGUUUUUCUAGACCUUUCAUCAUUUUUGUUGCUCUUCUCUGGAUUUUCUCCAAUUUGUCCACAUCUUUCCUGAAAUGUGGUGCCCAGAACUGGACACAAUACUCCAGUUGAGGCCUAAUCAGCAUGGAGUAGAGCAGAAAAAUUACUUCUUGUGUCUUGCCUACAACACUCCUGCUAAUACAUCCCAGAAUUAUGUUUGCUUUUUUUUUUUUUUUGCAACAGUGUUACACAGUUGACUCAUUAUUUAGCUUGUGAUCCACUAUGAACUCGAGAUCCCUUUCUACAAUACUCCUUUCUACAAUACUCAGUCAUUUCCCAUUUUGUUGCAAUGCUUGCAGAAGAAUGGUCUUGUAGUUAAAACAACAGGAAAGGAAGUCUGGAGAUCUAGGCCUGGUCUACACUAGGAGGUUAUGUCAAAUUUAGCAGCGUUAAUUCGAAUUAACCCUGCACCCGUCCACACAACGAAGCUAUUUAUUUCGACAGAGGUCUCUUUAAAUCGAUUUCUGUACUCCUCCCCGACGAGGGGAAUAGCGCUGAAUUCAACAUGGCCAUGUCGAAUUAGGGUUAGUGUGGACGGAAUUCGAUGCUAAUAGCUCUGGGAGCUAUCCCACAGUGCACCACGCUGUUGACCCUCCGGACAGCAGUCCGAGCUCGGAUGCUCUGACCAGCCACACAGGAAAAGCCCCGGGAAAAUUUGAAUUCCCUUUCCUGUCUGGCCAGUUUGAAUCUCAUUUCCUGUUUGGACAUCGUGGGGAGCUCAGCAGCACUGGCAACAAUACAGAGCUCUCCAGCAGAGGUGACCAUGCAAUCGCUGAAUAGAAAGAGGGCCCCAGCAUGGACUGAUCGGGAAGUCUUGGAUCUGAUCGCUGUGUGGGGCGAUGAGUCCGUGCUUUCGGAGCUGUGAUCGAAAAGACGGAAUGCGAAGAUCUACGAGAAGAUCUCAAAAGCCAUGACGGAGAGAGGAUACAGCUGGGAUGCAAUGCAGUGCCACGUGAAAAUCAAGGAGCUGAGACAAGCGUACCAGAAGACCAAUGAGUCAAACGGAUGCUCCGGAUCCCAGCCCCAGACAUGCCGUUUCUACGAGGCACUGCAUUCCAUUCUAGGUGCGGCCGCCACCACUACCCCUCCACUGUCCGUGGACUCUGACGAUAGGGUAUUGUCGAUGGCCACUUCCUCUGAGCUGUUCGCGGACGGGGAAGAUGAGGAAGGAGAGGAGGAGGAGGAGGCAGUCGACAGCGCUUUCAACGCUGAUUUCCCCAACAGCCAGGAUCUCUUCAUCACUCUCACAGAGAUUCCCAACCAACUCUCCCAAGGCGGUAACCCGGACCGUGAAUCAGGGGAAACAUCAGUAGCUGUGAGCGUCUCCCGAGCUACCCCGGCAUCCCCCUCCCAGAGGGUGGCGCAGAUCAGGCGGCGAAAGAAGAGGACACGGGACAAGAUGUUCUCAGAACUUAUGGGCUGUUCCCGAGCCGAGGCAGCACAGCAGACCCAGUGGAGGAAGAACAUGUCGCAAUACCUGCGAUCACACAGCGAAAGAGAGGACAGGUGGUGGCAGGAAGACCAGCAGGCGACUCAAACGCUGCUUGGACUAAUGAGGGAGCAAACGGACACACUCUGGCGCCUUGUAGAUGUUCUAUAGGACCGGAGGCAGGAGGACAGAGCCCCCCUGCAUUCUAUCUCUAACCGCCCUCCCCCGCCACAAAGUCCCAUCCCCCCCUCACCCAAAAUACCAAGAAGGAGGGGCAGCAGGUGCCGUGAAAACAGUCACUCCACCCCUGCAGACUGCUCAAAUUGCAGAAAGCUCUCAUUCCCAAAGAUUUGAUACAUCCUUUCCUUCCCUCCAAAUGCACAUCACCCAAGCCCCCGUCCCAGUUUCAUCCCCUGUGUAGUUCUUAAUAAAAAAUAAAUUUCUGUUAAUUACUGUUUCCCUCAUGUUCUUUUAGAGGACAGUGUGUUUGAAGGGGGGAAAGGAGGUUGGUAAUUGG